GGGAAAGUGAAUGGCAUUUCGGAGAAUCUUUGAAAAGGCGACCCCUUUUUGGUACCAGGAAUCCAACCUCUAUAAAAUCUAAAAAGCAUAUAUUCAACAGUAUCGUUCUCUCUCCUCCAAGCGAACUGAAAGAAUCUCUCAUCACAUUCAGUUGUUUAUGAUUCAUACGUAAUAAUAAGAUGAAUUGCCUUACAAAUCUUUCAAGAUCCUAUUCAGCUUUGCCUUUACGUAGCUUCAAAUGUAAAGCUUCAAUUUAUCCGAGCUUUGUCAAUAUGAAGGGAUUGGUGAACGCUAUUGAUCUUCGAGGAAGUUGUUUAGUAAAGGCAACUUCUAGUCCUACACCUAGUACCAACAUACAUGGUGCCAAAGAAGAGGAGAAAUCUGAUGUUUACAGUACAAACAUGACAGAAGCAAUGGGUGCUGUUUUGACUUACAGGCAUGAGCUUGGAAUGAAUUACAGCUUCAUUCGUCCAGACUUAAUUGUCGGAUCAUGUCUACAGACUCCUGCAGAUGUUGACAAGCUUCGGAGUAUUAAAGUCAAAACUGUAUACUGCUUGCAGCAAGACUCAGAUCUCGAAUAUUUUAGUGUGGACAUCAAUGCCAUUCGUGAAUAUGCCAGCACAUUCGAUGACAUUCAACACCUACGUGCUGAAAUAAGAGAUUUUGAUGCCACUGAUUUGAGGUUGCGUCUUCCUGCUGUGGUGAGCAAAUUGUACAAAGCUGUUAAUCAAAAUGGUGGAGUAACUUACAUACAUUGCACAGCUGGACUUGGAAGAGCUCCUGCAACUGCUUUGGCAUACAUGUUCUGGGUUCAAGGGUAUAAGCUCAAUGAAGCACUCAGUCUACUCCUGAGUAAACGUAAAUGUUUCCCAAAUGUGGAUGCUAUAAAAAGUGCAACUGCUGACAUUCUUACAGGCCUAAAAACAAGAUCAGUCACGCUGACAUGGAAUGGUGAUAAUUGUUCUUCAGUAGAAAUAGCUGGACUUGAUGUUGGAUGGGGUCAGAGAAUUCCAUUAAAAUAUGAGGAGAAAAACGGUUCAUGGAUCCUUCAUAGGGAUUUGCUUGAGGGUCGUUAUGAGUACAAGUACAUAGUUGACGGUGAAUGGAUGACCAAUAAAUACGAAUCGCUUGCUCCUGUUAACAAGGAUGGCCAUGUCAACAACUAUAUCCAGGUAGUGGGUAAUGAUCCAGAGAGUGUAGAUUUAUGGACAAGAUUGGGGGAUGAUGAUUUUGAUCUAACGGACAGUGAGAGAGAGACGAUAAAAAGGGUUUUGGAUGAGUAUCCGGAUGACGAGUAAUCAACCGUAUAUCCACAUCUAGCAUUGUGAAUCACUUCAUGGUUUGUCUACUUGUUUUUUGUAUAAUCACAUGUAUAUAUAAGAUUGUGAUAUCAUAUGUUUGCUUUGUUGCAUUGGUGGUCCCUAAAGAAUAGUUUCAUUACAUUUUUGGUCCUUGAGUUGGACAGCGUUAAAAAGAGUCCGUAAGGCCACAUAUGCAUUGCACAUGGGAGAGUACUAUUUUUUUGCCUUCCUCUCUCCUUUGUCCGUCUAACAGCUACUUCCUUUUGUGAACCAGUUGAGAUUAUUCACCCUAGUACCAUAUUCAAUGUCGUUCUAGUCAAAUGAUCGUGCAACUCAAAAUAACUACAUAUCUUUAUCCAUUCAUCUUUCCUGCAUCUAGGGGUUUACAUAUAAAAACUGAUCUAGUUCAAACCGACCAACAUACAUUGGAUAUCCGAUUAUAAUUAGAUUGGAUUUUUUUGAACGGCAGUUUAGUGCACCGGACAGUGACAUCUGAUAGGACAGGACAGUAUGCCAUAACACCCAACGAACCCAGGGUCGAUCCCUCUCCGAAGAGAUACCAACAACAUCCUUAGCAACUCAGUUUCCAUUAAGGCUUCACUCCUUUGGACACAGAACUUGACACCAUUCCCCCAAAAACCACUAGGAGGGGAAAACUAGAAUGUGCCUCCGUCAAGACCUCAUUGGCGUGAUUGGAUUGAAUUGGUUUGAAAAUUUCAACAUCCAAAUUGAUUUUGGAUUGGCCUGUUCUUGGAUGACCAUCUAGAUCCAAUCCCAACCCGAAUCAACUCAAUCCAAUUGUUAUCCGAUAUCCAGUUAUCAUUAAAUUUGAUAUAUCCAAUUAUCAUCCAACUAUUAUCCAAUUAUUAAUACAUAUAUAUCUAAUUAUCAUCCAACUAUUAUGUAACUAUUAUCCACUUAUAAUCUAAUUAUCCUGUAAGUGUAUAUCCAACUUCAUAUUGUUAUUGUAUUUUGGUUGGAACUUGGAAC
Molecule: messenger RNA, 2291 nt
Organism: Lactuca saligna
Lineage: Eukaryota; Viridiplantae; Streptophyta; Magnoliopsida; Asterales; Asteraceae
Source: the annotation of a GenBank genome assembly